AUGACCGCACGCUCUCUCCCGUUCCGCGACAUCAACGUCCAUGCUUCAAUAACACAUUAUGCCUUCACCUCCCCUUCCUCCCCCUCGGCCUCGACAUUGGUGGUGGACCGCCCUUCCGGAGACCUGCGCUUAAGUGAUGGGGCAUUGUUGGGCGGGAAGCGUGUCUCCAGCAUUGCUGGAAUCCUGGGCAUGAUCAAACUGAGGCUGGACAAAUACAUCAUUGUUAUCACAAAGGCCCAGCCCAUGGGCAGAUUAAAGGGCCAUAUGAUUUACAAGGUCAUUGCUACCGAAUUCCUUCCUCUCCGCGAACGGCCGCUCCACGACCCCGACGAAGACACGUAUCUUGCCUUGCUCAAAACUUUCAUCAAGUCAGGACCCAUGUACUUUUCCUAUUCAUUCGACAUUACCAACACCUUUCAACGCCAAUCCCAACUUGAUCCUUCCCAACCUUUAUGGAAACGUGCCGAUGACCGCUUCUUUUGGAAUAGAUUCAUACAAUCCGACCUCAUCAACUUCCGAACAUCAGGGACCCGGCACCAGCAUGGCCAGCAGCCAGGUGUGGAUCCGUACAUCUUACCCGUCAUGUUCGGCAUGCUCGAAAUUAUACCUACUAGUAUAAAGGGUACCCCUAUUACCAUAUCCCUCAUCACACGACGGUCACGGCAUCGAGCAGGGACCAGAUAUUUCUCGAGAGGGAUUGAUGAGCAGGGACAUGUUUCGAAUUUCAACGAGACGGAGCAAAUCAUUGUGCUAAAUGACAACACCAGUGGGUUAGGAGGUUUUGCGGGCGGCGGCGGGAUGCAAAAUGGCAAGGUUGGCGGAACCGGUGGAAAAGAGACCCAGAUCAGUUCAUAUGUGCAAACUAGAGGAAGUAUUCCCGUUCUUUGGGCAGAGGUUAACACGCUGCACUACACACCUAAACUUCAGAUACGUGGGGUGGAGUCCGCAGCUUCAGCCGCUAGAGCACACUUUGACGAACAGAUUCGACUCUACGGCGACAACUUCUUGGUCAAUCUUGUGAAUCAGAAGGGUCGAGAGCAGAGGGCAAAGGAGGCAUACGAGCAGAUGGUGAAAUUACUCGUCACGUCGCCCAGAGAAACGAGUCAACAAGAUAAUAUCACCGAUGAAAAGUUCCGCAUAAUCGAACCUGGGGGGCGGCAGGAGAUGGAUCGAUUGCAUUAUAUCUAUUUCGAUUUCCAUAAUGAGACUAAGGGGCUAAAAUGGCAUCGGACACAACUAUUGCUCGAUCAACUCAACGACGCUCUAGAGCGACAGCAAUACUUCCGUGGUGUUGAUAUGCCUGCCUCCUUCGAAGGACAACUCGAGGUCCGUAAUCACCAAACAAGCGUCGUCCGUACAAACUGCAUGGAUUGCCUGGACCGGACCAAUGUUGUGCAAAGCAUGCUGGCACGGUGGGUACUAAACCGUCAACUCACCGACCUAGGAAUUCUCGCCCAUGGCGAGACCUUCGGGUCGGACGCUGGAUUUGAACUUCUAUUUCGCAAACUGUGGGCAGACAAUGCGGAUGUCGUCUCAAAGUCUUACUCUGGAACAGGGGCCUUGAAGACUGAUUUUACGCGCACGGGUUUGCGCACGAAAGCAGGUGCGAUGCAAGACUUGCGAAAUUCCAUCACGCGAUACGUAAAGAACAACUUCUUGGAUGGUCCACGACAGGAUUCUUUCGAUCUUUUCCUCGGUACCUACCUGCCUAGCACUUCACCACACAUGGUUUUUGCAGAUAGGCGACCACUACUCAUUCAGAGCAUUCCUUACAUUCUGAGUUUCAGCUUCUUCUUUGUCCUUGUCGGCAUCUUUACUCGACGCUUGCCCGACGGUGCGGUAUUACCAUUGAGAAUGUUUAUUUUGUUUUGGUUCGUCGUUGGGUGUUGGUGUCUUAGCUUCAUUUAUAGCAACGGAAUGCUUUAUGUUAAUUGGCCUAAAUUGAACCCCCGGCCUUGGGCAACAGAAGGCUACCACGAGACCAUCAAGAACGUGCAGAAAGAUAAAGUAAUUGGACCCUUAGUCGCAAGACACGAACGAGGCCUCAGUACUGCUCGGUACACAAAUGCGGAGGAGGGUAAGAAGAGGAUCGAAUGA
Molecule: messenger RNA, 2097 nt
Organism: Venustampulla echinocandica
Lineage: Eukaryota; Fungi; Ascomycota; Leotiomycetes; Helotiales; Pleuroascaceae
Exons: 3
Coding region: 1-2097 (698 amino acids)
Biological process (GO): phosphatidylinositol dephosphorylation
Cellular component (GO): endoplasmic reticulum
Molecular function (GO): phosphatidylinositol-4-phosphate phosphatase activity
Source: RefSeq, a predicted model, not a curated record